GUACAGUGUGUCGCCUACACGGGUCGUGCAGUCUCUGUGUUCAAGAUGGCGCUCAACCUGUGGAGAGAAAGACGACGGCUGAGCGUCUGAACGGACAGAGAGGGUACCCGCACACGGCAGCGGGCACGGUUGUAGCGCUGCGUCGAGGCGUCGGACAAUGAACGUGAGCCGGACCGAUCUCCGCCAGUUGACGAAGUGACUCAGACCGGUCGACGGUGGAUCGCGGGUGUAUACGCGAGUGAAAAAACGUGGACCGGGAUUAGAACCGCGACUCGGUACACGCAAAAUGUGGCUGCAGAUCGCCACGGUGCCACGCUCGAGAAUAAGUAUCCGUUAGCGAGUUGGUGCGCGCUUUUUUGUCGGUUAUGUCAGUGCGCGUCAAGUCAAAAUGGCAGCCACGUUAACCGUCGAGCAGGAGCAGGCUACAAAAGAGUUUAUAGAAGCAGUGAACAAGUGUCGGGCAGGCAGGAGAGCCGGUCCAGUGUCCUGGAGCACAGCAGUGAAAUUCUUAACAGCUAGGAAGUUCGAGGUUGCUAGGGCAUUAGCUCUCUAUGAACAGCACGAAGCUACCAGGAGAAGAGAAGGUCUAGCACUCCUGUAUCCUACUCAGGAACCCUUGCUCAGUGAAUUACGCACAGGAAAAUUUACAGUUCUACCAUCUAGGGACGCGACAGGGGCAGCCAUAGCCAUUUUCACAGCGCAUUUACACCUUCCUCAGAACACUACGCAUCAAACAACCCUGCAAGGCGUUGUGUAUCAAUUGGACGCGGCACUCGAAAGCGCGGAGACCCAGAAGCAUGGUCUGGUCUUCAUAUACGAUAUGUCGGACAGCAAGUACCAGAAUUUCGAUUACGAUCUGUCACAGAAGAUUCUCACCCUCUUGAAGGGUGGUUAUCCGGCUAAACUGAAGAAGGUGUUGAUUGUGACCGCGCCGCUCUGGUUCAAGGCGCCGUUCAAGAUCCUGCGGCUGUUCGUGCGGGAGAAACUGAGGGACAGAGUGUUCACCGUAUCGAUUCCCCAAUUAACGUUACACAUCCCACGGGAGUCAUUACCGCACCGUUUAGGGGGCACGUUGGAGGUACAGCAUGAGGCAUGGCUGCUCCACUGUCUUAAAUCCAUGACAAACAGAGGCGGGGGCGAACUUUGCGAGGUUACCCCCAGGGUGGGUAGUCCUCUUUCGCCCACAUCAAAAAACCACACGGCCGCCCAGAAUCCGAAUGGAACCACGGUUAGUAGCUCGACUAGUCCUAUAAUCGAUAAGAGCAAAGUGAAAAAUGGUGUCUCAAACAUCGGCGACAUCGAAAUCACGAACGGUGACGUCUGGAUGGGAACCGAUGAGGCGCCGUCACCAGUACAGCCUCCGUCCUCAGCUAGUUCAGGCUUUAGCGACGACGACAGCCUUCACGGAGACCUUGGACUUCAGGCCGUCAGCAUGGAACAGCUUAUCGAAGACAUCCAUUCGAGGGGUCGCGCUGGCUUGGUCGCGGAGUACGCGGAAAUAAGGCAAAGACCAGCGGAAGGUUCCUUCAACAAUGCAAAACUAAGAGCGAACCAGUCGAAAAAUCGGUACACAGACGUGCUUUGCUAUGAUCACAGCAGAGUGUGCCUCUCCCAAAUAGACGGAGACUCCACCUCCGAUUACAUAAACGCGAAUUUCGUCGACGGCUAUAAACAAAAAAAUGCGUUUAUCAGCACGCAGGGUCCUCUACCGAAAACCUGCGGUGAUUUCUGGAGGAUGAUCUGGGAACAGCAGACACUUGUUGUUGUUAUGACUACUAGAGUGGUAGAACGAGGACGUACGAAAUGUGCACAGUAUUGGGGCCCAGAACCGGGUGACGAAGUACAAGCGGGUGGUUUCACAGUAACUACGCUCGAAGUUGACACCAAUCCCGAUUAUACGAUAUCUAUGCUCCUCCUGACAAAUAACAAGACUGAUGAGGCAAGAGAGGUUUGCCAUAUGCUGUACACAGCGUGGCCGGAUUAUGGCGUUCCACAGUCGGCCAGGGCUCUGUUACAGUUUCUAGCUUUAGUAAGACAACAACAAAAUAAGUUACUCGCAUACCGAGGCGACACAUGGGCCGGACAUCCGCGAGGACCUCCUAUAGUUGUACACUGCAGUGCCGGAAUAGGAAGGACAGGAACGUUCUGCACGUUAGAUAUUUGCAUAUCGCGGCUAGAGGAUACCGGGACCGUGGACAUACGUGGAACGGUGGAGAAAAUCCGAGCACAGAGGGCCUAUAGUAUUCAAAUGCCAGACCAAUACGUCUUCUGCCAUCGUGCUCUGGCAGAGUACGCACUCUCCAGGGGGAUGCUUAGUCCGCAACAUCUCGCUAUGUUACCUCCACCCAUAGAAGAAGAUUCCGACUAGAGGAUAAACUCUAUUAUCAUGUACCAGAGAUUGAUGUUCUUCCCGAAGUAUGCGUAAUAGUCUCCUUACAUAGCCUAUCUCUAGCUUAAAUAACUGAAAGUUAUUUUUUGCUAUCAUCUCCAUCGAUGUAAUAUUUCCGAUUUCUACUCUUACGUUAGGCUACGUACCGAUUUAGGGGAUAUCUAACAGAAGGACUAGACUUUUCUCCAAGGCCAAAUCCGCGAACGGGAAUUCUCGAUUUUUGUCCCGCGAUAUUUUAAUUCGCGAGAGAGAAAGAUAAAGGGAAU
Nomia melanderi (Alkali bee) is the source of this 2655-nucleotide messenger RNA. RefSeq names its product Protein tyrosine phosphatase Meg2 (gene Ptpmeg2). NCBI's taxonomy places the organism in Eukaryota, Metazoa, Arthropoda, Insecta, Hymenoptera, Halictidae. Gene Ontology annotation, molecular function: protein tyrosine phosphatase activity. The record is from RefSeq and is a predicted model, not a curated record. Gene Ontology annotation, biological process: protein dephosphorylation.